Daucus carota subsp. sativus is the source of this 781-nucleotide messenger RNA. RefSeq names its product probable phospholipid hydroperoxide glutathione peroxidase. NCBI's taxonomy places the organism in Eukaryota, Viridiplantae, Streptophyta, Magnoliopsida, Apiales, Apiaceae. The transcript has 6 exons. Gene Ontology annotation, biological process: response to oxidative stress. Gene Ontology annotation, cellular component: cytosol. The record is from RefSeq and is a predicted model, not a curated record. Gene Ontology annotation, molecular function: glutathione peroxidase activity. The coding region runs from base 106 to 609 and encodes 167 amino acids.
UCCAAUAAAUUUCAUUCGAAAUCAAGCUGCCUCGCCAUAUACAUUUUUUUUCUCGAUCAGGCGCCUUAGUUUUCCUUCCAUUCUCCCCUCAUAUCAGAUUCUGCAAUGGCCAGUGCCCAGUGCUAUUCGGUUCAUGAUUUCGUUGUCAAGGAUGCUAAAGGCAAUGAUGUCGACCUUAGCCAGUACAAGGGAAAGGUUCUGCUGAUCGUCAAUGUUGCAUCUCAAUGUGGCCUGACGAAUAAAAAUUACACAGAGUUGUCAGAGCUGUACGAGCAGUACAGGGGAUCAGGUUUCGAGAUUCUGGCUUUUCCCUGUAAUCAAUUUGCAGGGCAGGAGCCCGGGACUACUGAACAAAUUGCAAAUUUUGUUUGCACCAAAUUCAAAGCUGAAUAUCCAGUAUUCGACAAGAUUCAUGUUAAUGGUUCAAGUGCAUCUCCACUGUACAAGUUCCUGAAGUCUAGCAAACAUGGAACUUUCGGGGACAAUAUCAAGUGGAAUUUCACCAAGUUCUUGGUGGAUAGAGAGGGAAAUGUAGUCAAUCGCUUUUCUCCAACAACUGCUCCUCAUAAACUUGAGAAGGACAUAAAGAAACUGUUGGAUGAAGCUUAAGUUCUGGAGUUCAAUUCUGCUGCUCCAAGUCACCAUGUACUAUUUGUCUAUUAUAAAGAUUCGCGUUUAUAGUAACUGAUGUAUUGUAGUAUUAAUUUGUUUAGUCACUGACAUUACGCCUUAAGUAAUGUAACAGUUGUUCCUGUGUAUGAUUUAUGUUAUCAAGAGUUCA